Hippopotamus amphibius kiboko is the source of this 2059-nucleotide messenger RNA. RefSeq names its product chromogranin B (gene CHGB). The record is from RefSeq and is a predicted model, not a curated record. The transcript has 5 exons. The coding region runs from base 1 to 1875 and encodes 624 amino acids. Gene Ontology annotation, cellular component: secretory granule. Lineage: Eukaryota; Metazoa; Chordata; Mammalia; Artiodactyla; Hippopotamidae.
AUGCAGCUGGCAGUGCUUCUCGGCCUCGUGGGAGCCGCGAUGCUGGCGGCUGUUACUUCUAUGCCAGUGGACAUCAGGACCCACAAUGAGGAAAUGGUGACUCGCUGCAUCAUCGAGGUCCUCUCAAAUGCCCUGACCCACACUCCACCCAUCACCCCUGAGUGCCGACAAGUCCUGAAGAAGAGUGGAAAAGAGCUCAAAGAUGAAGAGAAAAGUGCAAAUGAAAACACAAGGUUUGAAGUGAGAUUGUUAAGAGACCCAGCUGACGCCUCAUUAGUCCCGGGGCCCUCGGGUAGGAAGGACACAGGGGAGGAGGACGCCCAAGGCCCGACAGUGGCAGACACGGAGGGCGGCGGGCACAGCCGAGAGCGGGCGCGCGAGCCCCAGGGCAGCCGAGUGGCCGAAGAAGCAAAGAUACGCUAUUCCUAUUCCGAGAAGAGCGAGGGACAGGACGGGGAGGAAGAAGAGGCGGAAAAAUAUCAGAAAAGGGAGCGUGGGGAAGGCAGCCAUGAGGAGAGACGCCUCGAAGGGCCAGGAGAGGCACAGACUGCUUUUCUCAACCAAAGGAACCAGACUCCGGCUAAGAAAGAGGAGUUCGUGUCCAGAUACGAUGCACAGUCUGCCCGGGGCCCCGAGACGUCGCACAGCCGGGAGAGGAGCAGCCAGGAGAGUGGAGAGGAGGCCGGGAGCCGGGAGGACCGGCCGGGAGAGCCGCAAAGCCGCCCCGAGGGCCAGGGAGGCCCCGAGGACAGCGAGGAGGAUGCCAGCCCCGAAGUGGACAAACGGCGCUCGAGGCCCAGACACCACCAUGGGAGGAGCCGGCCCGACAGAGCCUCUCAGCAGGGGAAUCCUCCCCCGGAGGGAAGGGGACAGCCUUGGGAGGAGCCCCCCGUGGGCACGGCCGGGGAGGAGGUGAGGGGCCCCGGGGACCUGGAUGGCGCCCGCUACGAGGGCAGAGGGCCGGAGGCGCACCGGGCUCCACGGCCUCCCAGGGAGGAGGAGGGCCCAGAGCCAGCGGCCAGGAGAAGCAGCCUCAGCCCGGAGCCCGACGGCCUGGCGCAGGGGGCCCGCGAGGCGCGGGAGGGGGACAGAGGCCUGGAGGCCGGGGCCCUCCGCAGCGCCCUGGGAGGGCAGCCGGCAGCCUACCCCAGUCUACACCGGGCUGAAGAGAAGCGGUUCUUGGGUGAAGCCCACCGCCGUGCUCAGGGAAGCCAGACGGACAAGGCGAGGCGGCAUCCGCAGGGCGAGUUGAGAAGUUACCUCGACGACGGUGAGGAGGAAGGUGAGAAAGGAGCCCAAGGGAAGUGGCCGCAGAACGCUGAAGAGAACAGAGAAGACGCCAGGCUUCGAGGCACACCGUAUGCUCCCCAUCACAUCCCCGAAAAGAAGAGAGCAGGGGAGCUACGCAACCCGUACUACGAGCCUCCCCAGUGGAGGAGCACUCGUUCUGAGAGAAAAGACCACGUGCAUGACAAUUUUCUUGAGGGUGAAGAGGAAAAUGGGCUGACCUUGAAUGAGAAGAAUUUCUUCCCAGAAUACAACUAUGACUGGUGGGAGAAAAAGCCCUUUGAGGAGGAUGUCGACUGGGCAAACGAGAAGAGAAACCUGGCCCCCAAACUGGAUCUGAAAAGGCAGUAUGACAGAGUAGCCAAGCUGGACCAGCUCCUUCACUACAGGAAGAAGUCAGCUGAGUUCCCAGACUUCUAUGACUCGGAGGAGCCCAUGAGCCCCCACCACGCAGCAGACAAUGAAGAGGAGAGGGCUGGCCAAGGAGUUCUGACGGAGGAAGAGGAAAAGGAACUUGAAAACUUGGCUGCGAUGGAUCUGGAACUACAGAAAAUAGCUGAGAAGUUUAGUGGUAAUCGAAGGGGCUGAUGGUCUUUGGAGCAAAGGGCAGAUUUCAAAAGCAGCCCACACGUGAUCUAUUUUCCACCACUUCACUGAAAGACCCCAUCUAUUUACCCAAAGGCAGAAAGUAGAAUUUACUGUUCAUCAAAUGUUUGACAUGGUUGGAAAUGUCUUUCAUUUUUGCCAGAAAGUUAUUGAAAAUAUGAAUAGC